Messenger RNA from Brassica rapa (field mustard), 2562 nucleotides. Its product is annotated as L-ascorbate oxidase homolog. The record is from RefSeq and is a predicted model, not a curated record. Lineage: Eukaryota; Viridiplantae; Streptophyta; Magnoliopsida; Brassicales; Brassicaceae. Gene Ontology annotation, molecular function: oxidoreductase activity; copper ion binding.
UUAUGUGGUUUUCAAUUUAAUUUUACUAAAUAUUAUCAAAAUAUAUUAAAAUAUUUAAAAAAAAUAGAAGUAUUUUCAUUGUGAAUAUAAAACCGUUUCUACUUAUAUAAAAUAUAUAUAGAGAUAGAUUAAAUUUAUGAUUUUAAUGGAACUAUAUAUUUACAUGAGAUUUUUAAAAAUAUUAUUAUUUUAUUAUUUUAUCGAUUUGUGUCAUAUUUUACACCGACACAAGUUUGGACCGACAGAAUUUAUUAAUUUAUAGAGAUUAUUAAUUUAUUGAGUAUUAAUUUAUUGAGUAUUAAUUUAUAGAGGUUCUACUGUAUAGUAGUUGUAUUAGUUGAAAAUAAUUUAAAGCAGAUUGACUUCACUUAAUUUUGCUGUUGUUGAAAAUAUGUGAUUGGUAAUAAAUAUCCCACUUAGUCAAUGUAAAAUAAACAAUUUUUUGAGCAAGGGGAAACAAUCUGUAUAUGAAAAUGUACUCUUGCCGACAACGAAAACUUGGCAAUUUUAGUAAAAUUCUAGCAUGCCUAUAUAUCCAGUAGAUUUGACGUAAAUUAAAUGUAAAAGUUGUAAAGGCAAGCAUUUUGCAUGAAGUACGCCGCAAAAGAGUUUAUGGGAGUGUGAUGCAUGGGGAUUCACGUCGUCUACGCUGACAAAACUUAAUAGAAUACUAAAACUUAAUAGUCUCUCUAGCUUCGUACAUGUAUUUAAGACUGUCCUUAGGUCGAACCUCAAACAUAGACUCGCAACACAGAUCUUGAGGGAGAUCAAGAUUUGAUUCUAUUUUGUCUUACAAAAAUGAAACAAACCAAUCUCCUAUGUAACUUAUUCAUAGGAACCUUGUUAGUUUGGUUGGGCUCUGUUUUGGUUAAGGCAGAAGACCCUUACUUGUUCUACACUUGGACUGUUACCUAUGGAACAAGAUCUCCUUUGGGUGUUCCUCAACAGGUCAUUCUUAUCAAUGGGCAGUUCCCUGGUCCAGCGAUUGAAGCUGUCACAAACAACAACAUUGUUGUUAAUCUCAUCAACAAGCUCGACGAACCUUUCCUCAUCACUUGGAAUGGAAUUAAACAGAGAAGGACAUCGUGGCAAGAUGGAGUAUUGGGAACAAACUGUCCGAUCCCACCAAACUCGAACUGGACUUAUCAGUUUCAACUUAAAGAUCAAAUCGGCACUUUCACUUACUUCGCUUCCACAUCGAUGCACCGAGCUAGUGGUGCUUUUGGUGCUCUCAACAUUAACCAGAGAUCCGUUAUUACCACUCCUUAUCUCACACCUGAUGGCGAUUUCACCCUUCUCGUCACUGACUGGUUCAAAUUGAGCCACAAGGAUUUGCGAAAGCGGCUUGACGCAGGCUAUGCACUUCCACUUCCGGAUGCUCUUCUUAUCAAUGGUGCUUCUAAAGGUUUAAUAUUUACCGGUCAACAAGGCAAAACAUACAAGUUUAGGGUAUCGAAUGUGGGGAUAGCAACAUCCAUAAACUUUAGGAUUCAAAAUCAUACAUUGACCCUCAUUGAAGUAGAAGGCGCUCACACUCUUCAGGAGAGCUACGAGUCUCUUGACGUCCACGUUGGUCAAUCGGUGACGGUCUUGGUUACUUUAAAAGCUUCAGUGAGGGACUAUUACAUUGUAGCCUCGAGCCGGUUUACCAAACCAGUACUAAACACUACCGCGAGUCUUCGUUACCUAGGCUCCAAAAACGCAGUCUAUGGCCCUCUUCCCGUUGGUCCUACUUACCAUAUCCACUGGUCCAUGAAACAAGCAAGAACCAUCAGGAUGAAUUUGACGGCAAAUGCUGCAAGACCAAACCCACAAGGAUCAUAUCACUAUGGUACCAUACCGAUAAACCGAACUUUGGUUCUAGCCAAUGCGGCUACGAUGCUCUAUGGCAAGCUUCGGUACACGGUAAACCGAAUAUCAUACAUCAACCCAACAACACCUUUGAAACUUGCCGAUUGGUACAACAUUUCGGGCGUGUUUGAUUUCAAGACAAUCCUUAGCACUCCUACAAUCGGACCAGCUCAUUUUGGUACAUCGGUUUUCGACAUUGAGCUCCAUGAGUUCGUGGAAAUCGUUUUCCAGAACGAUGAGAGAUCAAUUCAAUCUUGGCAUAUGGAUGGUACUAGUGCCUUUCUUGUUGGAUUUGGGUCAGGGACAUGGAAUGAGACCAUGAGAAAACGUUACAACUUGGUUGAUGCUGUUGCAAGGCACACCUUUCAGGUGUAUCCGUUGUCGUGGACAAGCAUAUUGGUGUCGUUGGACAACAAAGGGAUGUGGAAUUUAAGGUCACAGAUAUGGUCGAGGAGGUAUUUAGGUCAAGAGCUCUAUGUUCGUGUCUGGAACGAUGAGAAGUCUCUAUACACUGAAGCUGAUCCGCCUCUCAACGCUCUUUAUUGCGGCCUAGCCAAACGUCCCCUUUAGAUAUUUUUCACAUAUAUUAUUGUUCUUACAAGUGGAGUGAGGAAAAAGAACAAACGUACACCUCAUUGAUUUUUCAAUAAACAGACAGAAAAAGAAAAGAAAAACUUUAUGUCUUAUGAAUUGUAUUCGGAUUGUGUUCAA